AUGAAAACAAACGGCGGCCGCCGCAUCCGGGCACUCGGCGGGCAGCGGGCACGGCGGUGGCGCAGGAUGGCGCAAAAGAAAUAUCUUCAAGCAAAAUUAACCCAGUUUUUAAGGGAAGACCGAAUUCAGCUUUGGAAACCUCCAUAUACAGAUGAAAAUAAAGAAGUUGGUUUGGCAUUGAAGGACCUUGCUAAGAAAUACUCUGACAAACUAGAAUGUUGUGAAAAUGAGGUAGAAAAAAUAAUAGAAGAAAUACGGUGCAAAGCAAUUGAACGUGGAACAGGAAAUGAAAAUUAUAAAACAACAGGAAUUGCUACAAUCGAGGUAUUUUUACCUCCAAGGCUAAGAAAAGACAGGAAAAACUUGUUGGAGACCCGAUUGCACAUCACUGGCAGGGAACUGAGGUCCAAAAUAGCUGAAACCUUUGGAUUUCAAGAAAAUUACAUCAAAAUUGUCAUAAAUAAGAAACAGCUUCAGCUAGGGAAAACACUGGAAGAACAAGGAGUGACACACAAUGUGAAGGCUAUGGUGCUUGAACUAAAGCAGUCUGAAGAGGAUGUGAGGAGGAACUUUCAGGUAGAAGAAGAAGAGCAAAAUGAAGCCGAACUAAAAGAAAAAAGAAUACAGAGGACCAAGAGAGGACUGGAAAUACUGGCCGAGAGAGCUGAGAUGGUGGUGGAUCCAGAAACUACCCCUUACUUAGACAUAGCCAACCAGACAGGCAGAUCAAUCCAGAUUCCCCCCUCAGAGAGAAAAGCUCUUAUGUUAGCUAUGGGAUAUCAUGAGAAGGGCAGAGCUUUCCUGAAAAGAAAAGAAUAUGGAAUAGCAUUGCCAUGUCUGUUGGACGCUGACAAAUAUUUCUGUGAGUGCUGCAGAGAACUGCUGGACACAGUGGAUAACUAUGCAGUGCUCCAGCUGGAUAUAGUGUGGUGCUACUUCCGCUUGGAGCAACUGGAAUGCCUUGACGAUGCAGAAAAAAAAUUAAACUUGGCCCAGAAAUGCUUUAAAAAUUGCUAUGGAGAAAAUCAUCAGAGACUGGUCCACAUAAAAGGAAAUUGUGGUAAAGAGAAGGUAUUGUUCUUAAGACUUUACUUGCUUCAAGGUAUCCGAAACUAUCACAGUGGAAAUGGUGAAGAGGCUCGCGAGUAUCUCAACAAGGCACGUCAACUCUUUAAAGAGCUAUACAUCGAUCCAUCAAAGGUUCAUAAUUUGUUGCAGCUGGGAUUUACGGCACAGGAAGCCCGGCUGGGCCUGAGGGCAUGUGAUGGGAACGUGGAUCAUGCAGCCACUCAUAUCACCAACCGCCGAGAGGAAUUGGCCCAAAUAAAAAAAGAGGAAAAAGAGAAGAAAAGACGCCGCCUGGAGAACAUCAGUUCUUUGAAAGGAAUGGGCUACUCCACACACGCGGCCAAGCAGGCCCUUCGCCAAGCCAGUGGGGACCUGGAUGGAGCCCUGAGGAUUCUUCUCAGUAAUCCACACAUGUGGUGGUUAAAUGAUUCAGAUCCUGAAACCAGCAGCCCUCAGGAAAGUCCUUCGCAGGAGAAUAUUAACCAACUGGUGUACAUGGGCUUUGACGCUGUUGAUGCCGAAGCAGCGCUGAGAGUGUUCAGGGGAAACGUCCAGCUUGCAGCCCAGACCCUCGCUCACAAUGGCGGAAGUCUUCCCCCUGACCUGCAGCUCUCAGCAGAAGAUUCUUCAUCAACACCAUCCACAUCCCCUUCCGGUUCUGCAGGUGCUUCUAGUGCCUCAACAGAUGAAGAUAUGGAGACAGAGGCAGUCAAUGAAAUAUUGGAAGAUAUUCCAGAACACGAAGAAGAUUAUCUUGACUCAACUCUGGAAGAUGAAGAAAUUAUUAUUGCAGAGUACUUAUCCUAUGUAGAAAAUAUAAAGUCUGCAACAAAGAAAAACUAAAUAAUGAACAGAAAUAAGUACUAAGUUUCUGCUGAUAAAUUGUAUCAUUAUGAACAGUCUAAGCAGAUCUCUAUUUCUUCUUUUUAUCUGCUUUUGCUACAAGAGUGAUUCCUACUUGGGUGUGGGGCCGGCAAAGAGCAGUGGUCGGGGGUCCUGGCCAGUAAUGGGUGGUCCUGGGAAAGAGCUUCCUCCAGCCUGACUCUUGCUGUUCCUUCUGCCUUCGGGUUCUGCGCCCCUCACUCCACCCUCUCUGCUUGGCGGCUUCUCACCCAGAAAUGGGACAGCGCUGGGGCCAGGUUGGUGCUGGAGAAUAGGGUGAUCAUAGCAGAAGGUCUCCGGGGGCGGUAAUGAGGGAGUGCGUCCUGGGUCUGCAGCCUCCUCUGUCCUGUGCAGCCUUCCUGCCCCUCGGCCCAGCGGUGGAUUCUCUUCCUUCUUCCCGUGGUGCAGUCAGUCUCUCCUUGUCAGCCUCACAGCUUCCUGCCGCACCCUCACCAAUCUGCCCCUAAAACUGUCCUUUCAGUCUUUAUAGUCACUCCAAGCACUUGAAACAUCAGUGUUUUAUGCUCUUAGUUAUAGUAAAAUAUGCACUUGGAAUUCAAGGUUGAAAUUCAGAGUUUAUUUAAAAUUCCUCUUUACAAAAAAAUCUUAUUAAAUGGGAAAGUAAGGAAUGUGAGCAAAGCAACUACUGUUGUUUGAUUUUUUUGGGUGCAGACCUUCAUUCUCUCAGGAGAUAGACAUAAUUGUUUCUUCUUUUUUUAAGUAAUGUUUUAGUGUGUUUUUGGUGAAGGUUUACACAGCAGUUUAGAUUCCCAGCCAACAAUUUCUACACAGAUUGUUCAGUGACAUUGCUUACAUUCUUCAAAGCACUUUUAAUGAACAGUUUUAGACUCUAAUUGUCAUAGUAAACUCACUGCUAGUUCAGAUGCCUCUCAGGAAUUCUGAUAUAUUUUCUUCGGGGUUUUUGUGGGCUUUGGUAUAUCUGUAUUACAGGAGACUGUUUCUAAGCAUGCUAAGUAAGUUAGCCUUUCAGGGCACAGGUCCGCGGUCUUGUUGCACCAUGCAUUCCCUUGUAGAUGUGUGUUAAGUGGGAAUCAGCUUCAGCACCUAGGACACGCUGGCAGCAACCAGUUGCAGAAUGAAUCAAGUGCAAGAUGUAUUACUGAGCCUCCCUGCCCUCCCAGAAGCCACUGGAAGCGCCUAUGGCUCAGGGCAGAAUGUGCCAGAUUGUUGCUAUCAAAGGGCUGAAAUAAUUCAACUUUUUCAAUUGAAAAAGCUUGGAUGGCUGGAAAUCUUUUCCUUUUUUUAUUUUUAUAUUUUAUUAUUUUUGUUGUUGAGAAUUUACACAGCAAAACAUACACCAGUUCAACAGUUUCUACAUGUA
This is a messenger RNA of Trichechus manatus latirostris (Florida manatee), 3292 nucleotides long. It is a transcript of the gene NUB1, whose product is annotated as negative regulator of ubiquitin like proteins 1. Gene Ontology annotation, molecular function: protein binding. Lineage: Eukaryota; Metazoa; Chordata; Mammalia; Sirenia; Trichechidae. The record is from RefSeq and is a predicted model, not a curated record. Gene Ontology annotation, biological process: regulation of ubiquitin-dependent protein catabolic process.